Molecule: messenger RNA, 4226 nt
Organism: Odontomachus brunneus
Lineage: Eukaryota; Metazoa; Arthropoda; Insecta; Hymenoptera; Formicidae
Gene: nkd
Product: protein naked cuticle homolog 2
Exons: 5
Coding region: 305-1972 (555 amino acids)
Biological process (GO): negative regulation of Wnt signaling pathway
Cellular component (GO): cytoplasm
Molecular function (GO): calcium ion binding
Source: RefSeq, a predicted model, not a curated record
GUGGCGGCGGCGGCUUGUGUACGCGCGGCGUACGAUCGCUCUCGCUCGGAAUCUCAAUGGUGCGCGCAUAAGGAGGAGCGACUCCGAGUGCGGGAUUGUGCCUGGUAUUGUUUACGGAUCGCCGUGGAGUGACAAAUCGUCCGUGGGACGAUCGAAGAGGAUCGUCGGAGCGUGGGCGUUUACGCGCGGAGGUGCAACCGAGCGACCGAUCCCGGAGUCGCCGGUUCCAGAGAGAAGGCUGGGGAAUCACAGAUCGGAGAGAAAAUUCACGGCGAGAUCGCACGUACGCACGCAUGAAGGUCCCAUGGCUACCGGCUUGGUAAAGUGGUGGCGAGCAAGGUUCCUCGCUGGCUACAGGCCCUUUUCCGUUGUAGGAACGAAUACGGAAGGCAGCGAUUCCGAGGAGUUGCUGACGGGUGUCCCGACUACUUGCAACAUCUCUUCACCGCCGCCGACAGAGUCGCAACCGAUUUUGAUCUCUCCGGAGCCGCCGCCGCAGGUCGUGGUUGAUGGUCCGACCAUAUCUGCAGGACCUACCGGUAAUGACGAACAGCCUACUUGCGGUACAACGAAACAGCUUAGUUUCGAGGAAUUCGAGUGCGAUGUGUCGGUGGCGGAAGGUGACAGGAGACGGCAGGAGUUCUCCUUCACCCUGUACGACUUCGACGGCCACGGGAAAAUAACGAAGGACGACAUAGCCGGUCUGGUGACCACCAUUUACGAUACGCUAGGCGCUUCUAUACAAGUGCCGCCGUGCGGCAGUAAGACAAUUAAGGUCAAACUGACGGUGUCGCCGGAUCAGCGAGCCAGCAGCAGCAGUCAGGCACCGCCGCCUCGCAGCAACACCUGCCUAAAUGCCACGCAAACGCCGACCACGUUGCCUGGCAAUUCGUCGUCCUGUUGCCAUUUGAAGCACGCCGCCCCGUGCGGCCAUACCGCAACGCAUGCCACUCGCGGCUCGAGCAGAGUUCCUAGAAGGAGAAGAGCCCCGCGGUAUCGUUGUCAGACCGAACGAAAAGAAGUCGAGACUCACAGUGAGGACGACGAUGAGAACGUUCGAGCGAAUCGAGUGCAGCAGGAGGAGCUGCGUAGACGAGUCGGUCCGGUGCCCCAUUUACCAUCCCCCUAUUCAAAUAGCUCCGAGGGUGAUGUGAGCGACGAUAGUGACACUUCCCCCGCAUUCUCGCCGUUAACGCCGCUUCUUACGACGAAUCAGCGAAAGCGCAGCGGCGCGCUACAGAGGCAACAAUUACUGGAGAUUAUUCAGGCCAACAUGGAAAAGAAUAAUCUCAGUUUUCACACAUCAAGGAAACGGCACCAAAACGAACAAUCGCGCAUUCCGUCUCACAGCCCUCAUCAGGAAAGUACGAAUCACAAUAACCAGGAUUGUCAGCCGCCUGUGGAGUCUCGUCAAGUGCCCAUCAACUAUCACAAGCCAAUACGGGAAAGCACCCAUCAUUCCGCAUCGUUUCCGAAGACACCGUCCAAGCCCCGGACGAAUCUGAGAAAAGCGCGGCACAACACAUCGCGGAACAACGCGACGCACGCUUCCCAAGCCUACGGAUACUCGCAGAUGCUGAAUCGCAAUGUCGUCGUGCCGACGACCGUCUACAACGACAUACCGCCGCAACACAUUACCAGCAGCAACACCCAUCGUAACAUCGUGAAUCUCUUGCCCAACAACAAUCAGCAGACGGCGGCCAACCAUCCGACCAACGUGACCAACAAUCACAACAACGUGCAGCGUAACAACGCGCAAUUCAUUCAGUCGCAGCAGUGCUGCAGAGCGAAGAAGCAUCAGCUGAAGCACGCGACUCGGGAACAGGAUCAGGCUCGAGCGAUGGCGCAGGUCGUGCGUUGGCUCGAACGCGAGUUCUCGCAAAAUGCGGCGGCUGUUACGUCCGGUCGGAGGCAUGUACACGAGCAUAUACACCAUCACUAUCAUCAUUAUCACUCCGAAGCUUUGGUCUAAACACCACGACAUGCCGUAUACUCAGCGUUACCGAAAAGGUUAAAAUAGAUCGUUAAAGUAAUUUGCGUUUAUACAAUAUACUGACUGUAGUCGGUGCUUCCGAAGACGAUAAAGUUUGUCUCCAUCAUGUUUAAAAAGAGAAUUAGUUCAGAAAAUAAGUUAUUAAAUAAUAUAUUUGAAAUGAAAUGCGCUGCGAGAGAAUUAGACGCGGCAUGCUUUGGGUCUGAUCUUCCAUAUUGAUUAUCACAGGGAACUCUGUGUAUUACGAACAGAGUCAUCCCAUUGAAUCUCCAGUUUGUCUUCACGCAUGAGGCAAGCCGAUUUGUACGUAUUUUGUAUCGUUCAAUAUAUCGAUAGAUACCUAGAUAUAUAGUACGAAUAUGAAUAAUGAGUGAUACGUUAUCACAUAUUUUUAUUCACGUAAGUGAACUGGGUUUAUCUUCCUUCUUUCUUCAUAAAGCGGUGUCGAAAAAUUUGACAUCAGAUUGCGGUGUGCUCAUUAGUAUUGUAUAAAUUAUUUUACGAGUAUCGACGACUAGCAUCGAUACUAACAUUUUUUGAAUUAUACUCUUUUUUUCCUUUCCUUUUGUAUUGUUUUUUAUACACCAGAUAGAAAAUUAUGUGCUAUGUCUAGCCCAAAAUUCUUGUGAAAAAUACCGUAGCGCAUUUGAAUUAUAGCGUCAAUGAAACUUACUGCAUACUAUUCGCGCAAAUUUCUCCAAGAAGAAUAUAGUUACUAUAAAUCUCAGGCUUAUAAUGUGUAUACCGUGCUACAACAAUGACGGGGCGUCACUCGUCUACGAUUUAUCUGAUAAUAAAAAUGUACGCGUAAUGUUGCAUCUUCUAGAGAGGAGUUCGUGUGUGGAUGCAACAGUAUACUCGUUUAACUUGUACUCGUUCCGGAAUAGGAAUUCAAAGACGAUCAUCCAUAAACAUUGCUGCGUGUGCUGUAGGACCAAAUUACAUUCCUAGACGGAAAAAGGAACAUGUAAUCGCUCCUUCUCAUAUGAAACGUGGUAAACUACAGCUACCGACUGUGUACAUACAAAGUAUCCCAAAGAAAAUCUUUUCUUCACUACACAAACGUUACGUUUGCAAAUGAGAACGAAGUAGGAUCGUAGCGAUUAUAAAAAUAAAGUUCGAAAGGCAGAUUCUUCUACGAAUGUUCCUGUAAUCAGAGGUUGGUAUAUCUCUCCUUAGCGAGCGUAGUAUUCCUAAAGAACUGUGACCGUAAGUUUAAUGGUGCUUCUAUAGCCGUAUAUUCGAGCGAACGCGCACGGAAUUGUGUUUCGGCGAAUAAUUGCUUAAAAUCUCUUUUCUAUACAGGGCAUCCCAUUUUUACCGCACAAUGUAUGUAUUUUUUAACCAUUUCAUUGCUGUGCGCAUCGUUGCAGUAGUUAUCUGCUAAGCAAAUUUUUUUUUUCUUUAUAGAACUCCACUAUAGACAGUAGUUCUCUUUAUGUCGACAGUCUUCCGUAGCUUGCAUCGAGGGCUGAUGGAUAGCUCGUCCAAGUGAAAUGGUUAAAUGAUACAGAUCCUUUCUGGCUAGUUCGAGAUUAUUUGUUUCUCAGCAAAGAGUCUCGAGACAUCUCGCUAGGAAAUUUACCAUCGCAAAAUAAUACUUUCGAAGCGGGACACUCUGUAUAUUCUGCUAGUCCUAUAUAACGACAAAUAAAGCUCUUCCGUUAUUCGCGACGAUACAGUGGAUACGGAUAUAGGAAGAGAAUGACAAUUGAGUUCUUACUAGUGCCUUGUAAUCUAACUCAUUUAACACUUGAGACAAUGGUCCUCCUUUGUAAUCAUUUUUUUGCCUAUCGCGCGAGCGAGAAUCGUGUUGGACACGAGACUGUGUCCUUAGAGCUUGUUUCGCUGUACCACAAGCUGUCGUAAGAAUUCCGAUCGUCUUAUCCAUGCAGUGUUGCGAAUGGCUUACUAUUUAUUAUCACUAAUAUAUUACUUGACGCAUGUCAGAGCGAAACUAUGGAAAUCGACAAUAUCUCUCAAUCGGGUGUCAAUGAAGAGUAUUACGAUUACCUUUAGCGACUAAUACGAUACGACUAAUAUUAAGACUAGAUGCAUUGAGACAAAUAUUAUUCGUAAGGGUUUUCGAUAAUGUUAUUAUAUGUUGCGGAACAUAUAUAUAUAUAUAAAUAUAUAUAUAUAUAUAUAAUUUUAUAUUGAUAUUUGUAAUCCCUGUAGAUAUUUUCUGUAACUUUUUUUCUAUUGAUAUUUAUUAAAACGCAUUUUUAUACUA